AUGAUCUCGGAAGCCCGUUCACUGAUCAGGUGGCUGUCGAAAAAGACCUCCGCAUGAUAAAAGAUGUGAUUAGGCGAAAGCCGGUGCAAGUCUGGACAGCGGAUUCCUGAUAUCAGGCCGCCGACAUUGCAACGUCGCUAUUACCAUACUUACCAAGAUCAUAGCAGGAGGGCUCGGAUCGCCGCCUCCGCGUGGCGCCUUCUGGGUGAGACCUGGUCUCAGCUAAGAGCGAUCCAUUUUUGGUGAAGCCAGCCUUCGGGCUGGCAAAAAAGUAUUCGAAAAGAUUAACUGAUAGAAAGUAACUCAGAAGUAGUUCAUUCAUUGAACGGUUGUUGAAUGCAAAGAAUUGACAAAAAAGAGGUGUUUUUGUCAUUCUUUUCAAUCUGGUUUUUUUUCUGAUAAAUUCCCACUGGAGUGCUUUCAAAGAGGUCCUAUUGUUUAUCUUUUCAAUCUGGUUUUUUGAAUUUCUACUACAGUGCUUCGUAAUCAGAAAUAUUUACAGUUUUCGAGCAUUUUGACUGUUUAUUGAUAGGCGCACUCAUGAAAACGAUCCCGAAAGCCCGUUCACUGAUCAGGAGGUUUUCCAAGAAGUUGAGGAACCUUGGAUUUAAUCAGAAAACGGUCGCGGUGCUCUUCAUUACAUCAGCUACUCUUGAAUCGAUUAUGAUGUGAAUAUUUUGAUUCCAUAAGUACCUUUGUACUUGUGAGCAACAAUUUAAGUUCAAAAAACUUCAGUAAAAUAUUUCUUUGCACUGAAAGGAGGGAGUUUUCAAAGUACACGAAAAAAUAAGUUGAUAGCAAGUAACUCAGAAGUAGUUCAUUCAUUGAACGGUUGUUGAAUGCAAAGAAUUGACAAAAAAGAGGUGUUUUUGUCAUUCUUUUCAAUCUGGUUUUUUGAUAAAUUCCCACUGCAGUGCUUCAUAAUUAGUUAUAAAUACGGUUUUCGAGCAUUUCAACUGUUUAUCAAUAGGCUUACUCAUGAAAAUGAUCUCGCAAGCCCGUUCACUGAUCAGGUGGCUGUCGAAAAAGACCUCUGCAGGAUAAAAGACGUGAUUAGGCGUAAGCCGGUGCAAGUCGGAACAGCGGAUUCCUGAUAUCGGGACGCCGACAUUGCAACGUCGCUAUCACCAUACUUACCAAGAUCAUAGCAGGAGGGCUCGGAUCGCCGCCUCCGCGUGGCGCCUUCUGGGUGAGACCUGGUCUCAGCUAAGAGCGAUCCAUUUUCGGUGAAGCCAGCCUUCGGGCUGGCAAAAAAGUACACGAAAAAAUAAGUUGAUAGGAAGUAACUCAGAAGUAGUUCAUUCAUUGAAAGGUUGUCGAAUGCAAAGAAUUGACAAAAAAAGGUGUUUUUGUCAUUCUUUUCAAUCUGGUUUAUUUGAUAAAUUCCCACUGCAGUGCUUCAUAAUAAGUUAUAAAUACGGUUUCCGAGCAUUUCAACUGUUUAUCAAUAGGCUUACUCAUGAAAAUGAUCUCGAAAGCCCGUUCACUGAUCAGGUGGCUGUCGAAAAAGACCUCUGCAUGAUAAAAGACGUGAUUAGGCGUAAGCCGGUGCAAGUCGGGACAGCGGAUUCCUGAUAUCGGGACGCCGACAAUGCAACGUCGCUAUCACCACCCUUACCAAGAUCAUAGCAGGAGGGCUCGGAUUGCCGCCUCCGCGUGGCGCCUUCUGGGUGAGACCUGGUCUCAGCUAAGAGCGAUCCAUUUUUUUGGUGAAGCCAGCCUUCGGGCUGGCAAAAAAGUACACGAAAAAAUUAGUUGAUAGAAAGUAACUCAGAAGUAGUUAAUUCAUUGAAAGGUUGUCGAAUGCAAAGAAUUGACAAAAAAGAGGUGUUUUUGUCAUUCUUUUCAAUCUGGUUUAUUUGAUAAAUUCCCACUGCAGUGCUUCAUAAUAAGUUAUAAAUACGGUUUCCGAGCAUUUUCAACUGUUUAUCAAUAGGCUUACUCAUGAAAAAUGAUCUCGAAAGCCCGUUCACUGAUCAGGUGGCUGUCGAAAAAGACCUCUGCAUGAUAAAAAGACGUGAUUAGGCGUAAGCCGGUGCAAGUCGGGACAGCGGAUUCCUGAUAUCGGGACGCCGACAAUGCAACGUCGCUAUCACCACCCUUACCAAGAUCAUAGCAGGAGGGCUCGAAUUGCCGCCUCCGCGUGGCGCCUUCUGGGUGAGACCUGGUCUCAGCUAAGAGCGAUCCAUUUUUGGUGAAGCCAGCCUUCGGGCUGGCAAAAAAGUACACGAAAAAAUAAGUUGAUAGGAAGUAACUCAGAAGUAGUUCAUUCAUUGAAAGGUUGUCGAAUGCAAAAGAAUUGACAAAAAAAGGUGUUUUUUUGUCAUUCUUUUUCAAUCUGGUUUAUUUGAUAAAUUCCCACUGCAGUGCUUCAUAAUAAGUUAUAAAUACGGUUUUCCGAGCAUUUCAACUGUUUAUCAAUAGGCUUACUCAUGAAAAAUGAUCUCGAAAGCCCGUUCACUGAUCAGGUGGCUGUCGAAAAAAAGACCUCUGCAUGAUAAAAGACGUGAUUAGGCGUAAGCCGGUGCAAGUCGGGACAGCGGAUUCCUGAUAUCGGGACGCCGACAAUGCAACGUCGCUAUCACCACCCUUACCAAGAUCAUAGCAGGAGGGCUCGGAUUGCCGCCUCCGCGUGGCGCCUUCUGGGUGAGACCUGGUCUCAGCUAAGAGCGAUCCAUUUUUGGUGAAGCCAGCCUUCGGGCUGGCAAAAAAGUACACGAAAAAAUAAGUUGAUAGGAAGUAACUCAGAAGUAGUUCAUUCAUUGAAAGGUUGUCGAAUUUUUAUAGGUCCUUUUGUUUUUUUUUACAAUCUGGCCUUGUUAAUAAUUUUUCACUUCACUGCUUCAUAAUCGAAAAUGUUUACGGUUUUUGAGCAUUUUAACUUUUAAUUAUUAAGUAUACUUAUGGAAACAAUCGCGAAAACCACUUCACUGAUUGAGUGGGUGUCGAGCAAGACCUUCGCAUGAUGAAAGAUAUGACUAGGCGUAAGCCGGUGCAAGUCGGGACAGCGGAUUCCUCAUAUCAGGACGCCGACAUUGCAACGUCGCUAUCACCAUACUUACCAAGAUCAUAGCAGGAGGGCUCGGAUCGCCGCCUCCGCGUGGCGCCCUCAGGGUGAGACCUGGUCUCAGCUAA
Caenorhabditis auriculariae is the source of this 3135-nucleotide messenger RNA. NCBI's taxonomy places the organism in Eukaryota, Metazoa, Nematoda, Chromadorea, Rhabditida, Rhabditidae. The record is from the annotation of a GenBank genome assembly.